Molecule: messenger RNA, 2540 nt
Organism: Protopterus annectens (West African lungfish)
Lineage: Eukaryota; Metazoa; Chordata; Ceratodontiformes; Protopteridae
Product: tumor protein p63-regulated gene 1-like protein
Exons: 5
Coding region: 182-1060 (292 amino acids)
Cellular component (GO): cytoplasm
Source: RefSeq, a predicted model, not a curated record
UAGUAAUGUAACUUUACAGCUGUGUAAUGGUUUAAAUAGUCACGCACCUGACACUUCCUGGUUUUAUCUCUGCAGGCUGAAUGUGUUAGCAACGCCUUGCACAUAGGAAACCACAAACAGUUUUAUUCCAAAUAUAACCACAAAAGAUUAGACAUAGGCCGUCAUACAGACCCUGAAGAAGAUGAUGGAAGAAUCGAAUAUCAGCACGAUUAGUGGGACGCUGACAUCUCUACCAAACUAUGCUGCAACACAGCUGGAAAAAAGGUCUGAAAUCAACUCAGACCUAAAGGUAACAAGCACAGAACUACAUUCUGUACCAGUGGAGAAUUCCAGAGACCUUUCCAGCGUGUACACUGCAAAUCCUCGAGAGAACUUCGUCCCAACUGUCACAAAAGUAGCAUGGCCUGAGUCCAAGAAGGAAAGAAACCAAGAGUACUUUGUUCUCAGGCCUGGAACAAUCGAACAAGCAAUUGAAGAUAUUAAGAAAUACCUAACUCCCCAGGAGGAUGGCGACAUGCAGAGCAGCUGGCUUCUAACAGAGAUCGACCACUGGGACAAUGAGAAUGAACGGCUUGUACUUAUCACCCAGAAGUCAAUGAUCAUCUGCAAAUAUGACUUCAUCAGCCUGUACUGUGUUCAGAUUCUACGUGUCCCGCUCCACUAUAUCGCUACAGUCUGCAGUGGUGAAUUUACUUACACCAGGUCAACUCUUCACAAAAGACAGGGUCAUGGCCUAAGAAUUAAAUGGGAAAAACUACAGGAGCCAUCCUUUCUCACCCGAUGGAACCCCUGGUCCACUGACCUGCCAUACAUUACUUUGACUGAGCAUGUGGUAGCUAAAAUGAAAAUACCAGACAUGUGCCAGCUGGACAGCUUUAAGGCUCAGCUAAUCGAUGCAGCUCAGCAAGCCAUUAAAGAGUCUCCAUUGCCAGGCAGAGCAAAUGGAUUACUAAUACUGGAGCAGCCAAUCGAGAUAGAUACAUUUGUUGGACUGAUGGCCUACGUCAGUAAUGCAGCCAAGCUAGGUUAUGCCAAGUCUCGGGGUAUCUUCAGUUUCUGAGAAUAAAUAAAUCAAUCACCGUAUAAACUUUCAAAGACACUGUGAUACUGAUUUUUAAAACCUAUAAUGGAAAAGUCAUCAAACACAAACACAUGAAAUAUCAUAUUAUCAGCUUUUCUUAGGUAUGAUAUAUGGCAACAACUGCUGGUAAACUGGUGAUACAUUAGUGAAAAAAACACUGCAAACUGUCUGUACUGUGGGUAGCAACAGAAUCAUUUAGAUGUGUUUCCUAUUAAUGGAAAAAAAUAAUUUACUGUUACAUAUUAAAUAUUGCUGUGUAAUAUAGAAUAUUGCAUUUUCACAUAAAGAAAAUUAAUGAUUUUGAGGAAAAAUAUAUGUGAAGCACCUUAUAUUGUGCAACAAUGAUAUGCAUAUGUAUGCUGAUUGGAUAUACACCAUAAAAAGCAUUACUUUUUACAGCUGUCUAAGCAAUUAACUCUCACAGUUAGUGAAUGCAUCCUUAUGUUUAUCUCUUUAAUCUCCUGAUAAUUGUUUACUUCCAGAAAACAGCAUUAUACCUUCCAUAUUCCCCUGUGCUUGUAUUUUAGGGUAAAUGUUUCCUUCAUUAUAGCUGUGCAAGUUCAUACUGUAUGUAUUUAGGGAAAAGAUACAAGCAGGAAAUCUAUAACACAGUGAUUUGUCUGAGAAUUAAUCCUAGGCUACCCAAAAUACCCUUCGAUAUGUGGUACUAACUUUCUUCUUUUCUUUGAUAUGUUUCAAAAUAAUCUGUCCACUGCAAUCCUACAUGAGCAUAGUAAGUAAUAUUGGUGGCCAUGUUAGAAGAAUAUAUCUAAAGACAGUCCUAAUGACAUCUGCAUCUGUGGUUCAGCUGGUAACAAAAUCAUUGGCAUUCCAGGUACUCUGGGCUCAUAUCCAACAUGAAGCAUUUAUGUUCAAGUUUGUUUAUGUGCUUAUUAACUAAGCACUAAAUACAACAUAAGAACUAAAGUAAAACACAUCUUAGCAGUAUAAAAUCCAACAAUGAUAAUAACUUAGUAAAAAGAUGGCUAUUAACAUAUAAUAUGGUUAAAUACAAGGAAAAUUAGGCUAGUUUUCGUAGGCCAAGUCAUAGGGAUAUAUUUUUGAAAGAAUAGUAAGAAUCAGCAGAUGCAAGGAUCCUCCUUUUUGGGAAAGAAGUUCCAAAGACAGAGCUCCCUGCCAUGCCAAGGAAUGUUCCUUAGGGCCCCUGACAUGCCAAAGAAUGUUCCUCAGGGCCUGCUGACAUGCCAAAGAAUGUUCCUCAGGGCCCGCUGACAUGCCAAGGAAUGUUCCUUAGGGCCCCUGACAUGCCAAAGAAUGUUUCUCAGGGCCCGCUGACAUGCCAAGGAAUGUUCCUUAGGGCCCCUGACAUGCCAAAGAAUGUUCCUCAGGGCCCGCUGACAUGCCAAGGAAUGUUCCUCAGCAGCCUCAUGUAGAACCCUCAGAACCUCCAGCAAUGCACGGCACAAAGGAAUGUAGGGGGCAAGCAGGCCACUGCCAG